AUGUCAGAUCAGGAUCCAGAUUAUCAUAUAAAUCCAAACUAUCAAAAGUCAAAUCUGUUACCGAAGGUAAGGCCCAGUACUGCAGGCACACCAACUUCAUCAGGUAUUAAGAAACCACCAACUGCUGUUCCUGCUACUCCAAGAAUGUUAAGAAAUACUAGUGGACAUCAAAUCCUGCAAGCAGGUACCACUCCUCAGAGGUCAAGCUCAACUCAUAGACCUUCUGGUUAUUCAACGCCUUCUGGACCUACUUCUUUGAACAAUGAUAAUACAAAGCAAACUCAAUUUCAUCGUCGUUCAAUUGGCGAAUGGGAUUUCAUGAAAACUAUCGGUGCAGGUUCUAUGGGAAAAGUUAAAUUGGCAAGACACAGAAGAACAAAUGAAAUUUGUGCAAUUAAAAUUAUUCCUAGAGCUGCUAGACUGUAUGCUAGAAAUCAUGCAAAUGAUCCUCCGCCAGUCGAUCAGAAAGAAUUAGAAAAGAGACAAAAGGAGUACGAAAAAGAAAUUGCAAGAGAUAAAAGAACAAUAAGAGAAGCUUCUUUGGGUAAAAUACUAUAUCAUCCUUUCAUUUGUCGGUUAUUUGAAGUCAUAACAAUGUCAAAUCAUUAUUAUAUGUUGUUUGAAUAUGUGUCUGGUGGUCAAAUGUUAGAUUAUAUUGUGAGUCAUGGUUCUUUGAAAGAACGUCAUGCUAGAAAGUUUGUUAGAGGUAUUGCAUCCGCGUUGGAUUACUUGCACAGAAACAACGUUGUUCACAGAGAUUUAAAGAUUGAAAAUAUUAUGAUUUCUAAUACUGGUGAUAUCAAGAUCAUCGAUUUUGGGUUGUCAAAUUUUUAUUCCAAUGAUGCAUUGUUGAAAACAUAUUGUGGUUCUUUAUACUUUGCUGCCCCUGAGCUAUUAUCUGCACAUCCUUAUAUUGGACCUGAAGUUGAUGUUUGGUCUUUUGGUGUUGUUUUGUAUGUUCUGGUAUGUGGUAAAGUUCCUUUUGAUGAUCAAGAUGUUUCUGUUCUACAUGAAAAAAUCAAGAAGGGUAAAGUUGAUUAUCCUGAUUUUCUUUCUAAUGAGGUUGUCUCAUUACUUUCAAGAAUGUUGGUGGUCAAUCCUAAUAAGAGAGCUGGUCUCGCAGAAGUUAUGUCACAUCCUUGGAUGACCAGAGGUUAUGAAGGCCCUCCAACCUCAUUUGUUCCACACAGAAUCCCUUUGACCUUACCAUUAGAUCAAGCCACAAUAACAGAAAUGGCUAAUUUGGAGUUUGGUCAAAAUGAAGACCAGAUUCGCAAUGAUAUUACUCAGGUUGUUUCUUCCAAGUUAUAUCAAGAUGCAUCUGAAAAUUGGUAUAGAAAUCAAAGAGCAGAAGAAAAUGUUCAUGGUGGCCAGAUUGAUCCAACAACUGGUUUUCAUCCAUUAGUCUCUAUUUAUUACUUGGUUGAAGAGAUGUUGAAACGUAAGAAGGCUAAACAAUCAAUUGUGGAUGUUCCACAAGCUGUAAAAGAACAACCAAAGGAAAUCACACCUGAUACAGCUGCCGGAGCUCCAACUCAAGAAAAACCAAAAGUCAAAAUUGAAACGCCAUCUCAACCACCUGUUAUUUCAUUCCCUGAAGCUGCACAUACAUCACCAAGAGCUACAUCACCUCCAGGAUUUCCUGAUAGACAACAACAACUUCCAUCAACAUCACAUGCCACAGGUAAUGAUGAUUUCUUAUUGACUCAACAGCAAAAGCAUCCAAAGAGUGCUGCAGUCACAGAUGAGCACAGUAAGGGUUUCAACUCAAUAUUGAGAAAAUUCAGUCAAAGAAGGGCACAUUCUCAAAGAAGACCACCUCCUUCUCAUGAACCAACACCAGCUGUUUCAAGUGUGGAAGACCCAUUGUAUCAUUCAACUGGAUUCAAUCACAACGGCAAUAAUGGUGCUGUGCCAAUGGAAACGACAGAUAAUGGCGUGAAGUAUGAUCCAAAACAUUUGAUGUCACCUCAACAAGAUGCUUUAGUUCGUCGUGUUGGUAGUUUGAAAUUAACAAAGAAAUCACCAUUUGAUACACCAGAAAAACCAACAGUUACUGAUAAUAGCUUGAGUGCUCCAACUAACAAGGUUAAUAAAAGCCAUAAUAGAACUGUUUCUGCUUAUGCAGGUCCUGCUGAGGCUUUGUCUUCUGGUGAUGCUAAGGUUGCUCCAGGUGCUAAUGCCUCCAAACUUCCUGCUACUGCUACUAAGAAAUUUCAUCCAUCUGCUAGAGCUAAAUCUGUCGGACAUGCUGCUCGCCGUCACCCUUCAGGUUUUGUACCAAAUGAAGGAAGUGAAAACUCAAAUGCUUUACCACCAUUGCCUACUGAUUUGAAUGAUGAUGCAUUCUUUGAUGACGUUACUUUGGAUGACUAUUCACCAACAGAUAAACCUUCAUUGGUCACUUCAAACACCUCGAGUAAUCAACAAGGCGGUGCUAGAUUGGGUGAAUUGGCAAAUACUGAAUUGAGUGAAACUCAAAUAUUAGCCGAAGCUGCUAGAGCACCAGAAGGGUCCAUGCCAUCAAUUGAAUAUCCAAGAUCAUUGUUCCUCAAAGGGUUCUUCUCAGUUCAAACCACUUCUACGAAACCCCUACCAAUUAUUCGUGCAAACGUUAUUUCUGUAUUGACCAAAUUAGGUGUUAAAUUUACUGAAGUUCGUGGUGGUUUUAUUUGUGUUCAUACACCUUCAAUUGAGCAACCAUCCCAAGUCCCAGAUGUUCAAAUUACAAAACCAGAUGAUUUUGCUCAAGAAGAUCAAAGUUUGAAAUCCUCGAAAUCAUCAAGUGGAGAUUCAGCUGCAAAUCAAAAUCAAGAAACAACAAGGGUUCAUAGUCUGGAGCAUACUUUUGAUCAGCUAUCUACUCCGUCAUCUAAGGGUGGUCAUAGAAGAAAAUUCUCUAUUGGUGGUAGUAUUUUGGGCAGUUAUAGACGUAAAAAUGGAGGAUCUGCUCCUCCAAUUCCACCUACUCCAGUUGCUGCUACCAGAUAUGAUUCAAGUCAAAUGGCCGCUUCACCAAGUGCUGGCACUAGUAACCAAGGGGCAAGCUCUUCCCAUACUGAUUAUGAUUCAUCUGCUUCAUUAGACUCAUUAAAUGCAGGUGAAGGUGGUAGUGAUAUGUUGGUCUCAAGUAGAAUUGAACAAAACAAGGCUCGUACACCAUCAACAAGUGGAGAGAAGUCACAACAUCAACAACAACAUGCAUCUUCACAAGCUUCCAAAGCUCGUACUCCUUUGAAAUUUGAAAUUCAUAUUGUUAAAGUUCCAUUGGUUGGUUUAUCAGGUGUUCAUUUUAAAAAGGUGUUGGGUAACACAUGGAUGUACAAGGCAUUAGCUGGACAGAUUUUGAGUGAGUUAAACUUAUAG
Messenger RNA from Hansenula anomala, 3366 nucleotides. Its product is annotated as KIN1/KIN2 family serine/threonine-protein kinase. The coding region runs from base 1 to 3366 and encodes 1121 amino acids. The record is from RefSeq and is a predicted model, not a curated record. Gene Ontology annotation, molecular function: ATP binding; tau-protein kinase activity; protein serine/threonine kinase activity. The transcript has 4 exons. Gene Ontology annotation, biological process: protein phosphorylation; microtubule cytoskeleton organization; intracellular signal transduction. NCBI's taxonomy places the organism in Eukaryota, Fungi, Ascomycota, Saccharomycetes, Phaffomycetales, Wickerhamomycetaceae. Gene Ontology annotation, cellular component: cytoplasm.